AUGAGCUUUGAGGUGGGCAGGAGGAAGGUAGAGGUGGGUUCAGUCCUGCUGGAGCCAGGGCCAGCUUUGAUGAUAACACAGAAGGGUUUGGAGCAGAGCAAGAGCCUGGCAGCUGCUGGCAGGGAAAGGACCUCAGAGCACUCCCCUGCUAUUUCCAGAGGAGCUGCUCUUUAUAGGAUAUGAAACCCCAGCACUUUGCAGCAAACUGCAACCCAGUACUUUGGUGAGAUCAGCAUCGGUACCCCCGCCCAGACCUUCAAGGUGGUGUUCGACACGGGCUCAGCCAACCUGUGGGUGCCCUCCUGCAAGUGCUCCCCCCUCUACAGCGCCUGUGGUGGGACAAGGGGUGCUCAGGGUGGGCUGGGGUGGGAUGAGCUUUGCCCAGGGGCUGGUCUGCUGCUCCCCAGGCACCGGGGCGGGGGUUUAGCCCCUCAGUUCCCUGCUUGUGCCCUUCCCCAGGUAUCGGACAUCCCCAUCAUCCAGGUCUUUGCAGAGGCAACAGCUCUGCCUGCCUUCCCCUUCAUCUUUGCCAGGUUUGAUGGGGUGCUGGGGAUGGGCUACCCCAGCCAGGCCAUCGAUGGCAUCACCCCUGUCUUCGACCGGAUCCUCUCCCAGCAGAUCCUCAAGGAGGAAGUGUUUUCUGUCUACUACAGCCGAACUUCGAAGAAUGCUCCCCUGAAACCUGGGGGGGAAAUCAUCCUCGGAGGCAGCGACCCAGCUUACUACACGGGGGAAUUCCACUACCUGAACGUCAGCAAGAGUGGCUACUGGCAGAUCAGCAUGAAGGGGGUGUCUGUAGGGGCUGAAAUCCUGUUCUGCAAGGAAGGUUGUUCAGUGGCCAUUGACACAGGAGCAUCUUACAUCACCGGCCCUGCUGGUCCCAUCUCUGUGCUGGUGAAAGCCAUUGGGGCAGCUGAAAUGGCUGAAGGAGAGUACGUGGUGGACUGUGACCGAGUCCCUCAGCUGCCCAACAUCUCCUUCCACCUGGGUGGGAAGGUCUACGUGCUCAGUGGCUCAGCCUACAUCCUCCGGCAAUCCCAGUACGGGGAGGACGUCUGUGUGGUGGCUUUCUCAGGGCUGGACAUCCCACCUCCUGCUGGUCCCCUCUGGAUCCUGGGCGCCAGCUUCAUCGGGCAUUACUACACCAAAUUCGACCGGCGCAACAACCGCAUCGGCUUCGCCACCGCCCGUUGA
Messenger RNA from Chaetura pelagica (chimney swift), 1194 nucleotides. RefSeq names its product renin (gene REN). Lineage: Eukaryota; Metazoa; Chordata; Aves; Apodiformes; Apodidae. Gene Ontology annotation, molecular function: aspartic-type endopeptidase activity. Gene Ontology annotation, biological process: angiotensin maturation. The record is from RefSeq and is a predicted model, not a curated record. The transcript is spliced from 9 exons.